Molecule: messenger RNA, 3035 nt
Organism: Trichosurus vulpecula (common brushtail)
Lineage: Eukaryota; Metazoa; Chordata; Mammalia; Diprotodontia; Phalangeridae
Gene: LEPROT
Product: leptin receptor overlapping transcript
Exons: 4
Coding region: 242-565 (107 amino acids)
Biological process (GO): late endosome to vacuole transport via multivesicular body sorting pathway; negative regulation of growth hormone receptor signaling pathway
Cellular component (GO): endosome
Source: RefSeq, a predicted model, not a curated record
AGAGUGGGUUGGGUUUGGGGCUGGAGUUGGCUCUGUUCGGUGAGGCGGGAAGAAGGCUGCGGCCUGCUCCUGGCUCCUGGAUUUCUAUGGGGUUCAGAUGAGGUGGGGAAUGGGCGAGCUGAAGGAUGGGGGAAGAGGACAAAGGCUCCGGUGCUGACGUCGGGGCCCAGGGGAGGGCUCGGGGCUCUGAUCAGCUCUCGUUGUCUUGUCCUUCACUGGAGCCAUCGGACUGACUUUUCUGAUGUUGGGGUGUGCCCUGGAGGGUUAUGGAGUGUACUGGCCUCUGUUCGUGCUGAUAUUUCACGUGAUCUCCCCCAUCCCUCACUUCAUUGCCAAGAGAGUCACAGAUGACUCAGAUGCCUCAAGCAGCGCCUGUCAGGAACUGGCGUACUUUUUCACCACAGGGAUUGUUGUGUCUGCGUUUGGGCUUCCCAUCAUCCUUGCAAGAGUUUCUGUGAUCAAGUGGGGAGCCUGCGGCCUGGUGUUAGCAGGCAAUGCGGUCAUUUUUAUCACCAUUCAAGGCUUCUUCUUUGUCUUUGGGAGAGGGGAUGACUUCAGCUGGUAGCAGUGUGGGAUGGCAGAGGGCUUCCACUUUGGACUCAGCUCUCGAUCACUCAUACUCCAGGACUUCUUGGUAGAAGCGUGUGGGGUGAUGUCGUAUCACCGUCCCUCGUUUUCUUAUGCCUUUUUUAUAUCUAUGUAAACACAGUUUAUCAAGGAAAAGUACCAGCCACUUAAAGCAAUAGUUCUAUUACCAGCAGAUAGUUUUUUUCCCAUAUUCAUUUUUAUGAGUUACAAUAUUUGCUUUCCUUUUUUUUUCCCACUUGUUUUCCAAGCUGGGUUUUGCAUGUGUGUGUGUGUGUGUGUGUGUGUGUGUGUGUGUGUGUGUGUGUGUGUAUUGUUUUUAAAAUUAUUUAAGACAGCUUUGUAAUCCAUUACUGCUCCUCAGUGCUGCGAAGCUGAGCAUGUGUGCCUAGGAGAUUGCAGAUGGCUGAAGACAGUUAGAAGCUAUCCUGUACUGAGGGGGCAACAUAAAGGGAGUUGGCCUCCUAGCAUCCAGCACGAACCCCUCGCCACAUAGUAGGUGCUUAAAGCGCUAAUUGCCUAGAGAACAAUGGACUUGCUAAGGUCCCUUGUCUCAUCCAGCUGUGAAAUAUUGAGAGGGCAGGUUUUUUAAGCAGGGGUACAUAACCUGGGUCCACAAAUAUCUAAGGAUAGGUUUCUGGGGAUCUGGGAAUUUAAAUGGAAAAAAAAGUUAGGUCUUCAUUCCCAUUAACCUUUGGUUUCCUUUGUGAUUCUGUCUAUUUUAUUUGAUUCUGAGAAAGGUUCCCAGGCUGCUUCAUUUUGCAGAGGAAGAGGCCAUGACACCAAGAUUGAGAGCCCCUGCUUUAGAGGGACAGUGGAGUGCAGUGGAUAGUGGGCCGACCUUGAUGUCAGGGAGUUUAGGUCCUUCUGGAUGCAUUCUAACUGUGUGACCCUGAGGAAAUCACUUCAUUUCUGGGGGGAAAAAGGUGCGGGCAACUCUCUUGAAAACAAUUUGAAGGUAAAUUGCUGAUUUGCAUCAGUAGAAGGAAAUUUCACAGGGCAUUUCUCUGCAGGGUGAGACUAUAGGUGUAGUUCACUCCCCCCCACCCCCCACCCCCAAAAUUAUUUAGAAAUACUGCACUGGGAAGCAGGUGACCUGGGCUGUAGUCCUGACUGCCUGCCAGUUGUGACUUAUGCUAUUUGGGCCUCAAUUAACUUGUCUGCAAAAUGGGGUUAAUGCUUUCACAGGAGCCUGAAGGCAGAAAGCUAGGCCACAUGCUUCUCAUGGGGUCCCUUCCAGUUCUAAAGUUUGUGAUGAUUUUGUCACAGUGCACCAUUCCUGUGUUACUCUUAGUAAAGGAAGUUCUCCAGUAGGAGAUGGCCUCUCCUCCCCAUUCCUCAUUCAUCUAACCUAGGGUCAAGUACCAGCUGUUAUGGACUGCUUGUAGGACCUUAUGCAGUCACCCCCUCUCCGCUAUGCCUUAGUAUUUUUAUCUGUAAAAUGAAGGUGUCAGACUACAUGACCUCUAGGACCUCCUCCAGCUACAAGUCUGUAAUCUAUAACUUAGGAACACUGAUCAUUCUAACACGGGCAGUGGUAGAUGGGAGGAUACAGUUCAGACCCGCCCCAGCCCGAGUCACUGUGGGGUAGAGGGGCAGUCUAGAGCAGUCCUGCUGCUUUUCUUUCCUUCUUUCCUUUUGUUUCUUGUUCUCCCUUGGUAGCAGGGUCAUGGGGCAGAACUGAGCAGGGAUUCUCACACACUACAAUUCUUUCUUUUAGGUCCAUUUUCUUCGGACUGAUUCUCUUUGUUCUCCCUCAUUACCAGGGUCAUUGUGCAGAGUUGAGCAGGGAUUCUUUCUUUCUCUUCUCAGUUCUUCCUUUUGUGGUCACUUUCCUCUUUCUAGUUAUUCCUUCUCACCCUGGCCCCUCUCCAGAGGAGCAGUGCAUGCAGGAUGAGGAAGGUCUGAGGCAGGGUGGCCCAGCUGCUUCUUCAUUUCACUAACACGCCUGUGGAAUUGAAUGGCCUGUGUCUUAUACAAUGUCUGUAGAACUGACACCUUUAUCAAUUCCUGUAAAAUACUGUAUAUUUGAUAUAAUCAACUGACUUUUCUGCCUUGUGCUAUUUUACUCUUUAUGUAUAUCAUUCUGAGUGGAGUAUAACCAUUUUAAGAAGACUUAUUGAAGUAUGAUUACUGACUUUACCUUAUACAUUGAAAAAAUUUUCCAUCUUAUGAUUCAUAAUUCAAAAAAAGUAAUACAUGCUUUUAGAUUCCAACAAGACAUCAGAACUUGGACACAAAAGUCAUAUCUCUUUUAUGGCUAACUUUGAAGAGAGCUGUGUGUGCGUGCGUGUGUGUGUGUGUGCGUGUGUGUGUGAUAUCAUGUGUAACUUUCUACUUUGUUUUCCAUGUGUUUAAGUCAACAGUGAAUGACUUCCAAUAUUUAGAGCAUAGACUAUGUACAAGCACAUUGUCAUAUUUAAUCAUUAAAUAUUUGCCAUUUAAUCUUA